GCUUCAUAAGUUUUUUUUUUUAAAGCGAGGAACUGGGAUGCAAAUCUACCUAUCUAUCAGGUUAGCUGACUAGCCCUGUCACGUGGAAGUGAGAGGAACAACCCUACAACUUAAGUCCCAUCCUCCACCCCACCUUACUUUCCCCUCGGACAAGCACGCCACCGAAGCAUGGAACCCGCUGUUUACGAUGACCUCCCCGCCUGGGGACAGCUCCCGGCGGAGCAAUACCUGAUUAGGCACUGGAACCCCGCAUCCGCCGAAUCCCCCGCCCAGCAGCGGGUCCGCCUGAUCCAAGAAUUCCUGCAUCUCGACCAGACCCCGGAAGAGCUCGACCCCACAUUCUUCGGAAUCCACGCCUGGAAGCCUGGGCCGCACACUCGCACUCCAACCGAGGAGGAGAUCGCAACGAUCCUGCGGCCGUGGCGGCCCGACCGGCUGCGCUGGACGGCGUGGAACCUCUGGCGGGACGACGUUGAUGAUAGGAACCCCGUCCUGCUCCGCACGUACUAUGACCCGAAGGACGAUGAGCGCGUGCGAGGCUGGACCACCCUCUGCGAGGAUUACGAGGCAGUACCCGAGUGGUCGCUUUUGGACAACCCGCAGCUCUUUGAUUUCGAGGCCUCUGCAGGUGGCGGCCCCGAGGAGCGAAAGCCGGCGUGGCUGCGAAUAUUCGAUAUCCUACCCGAGAUUUCGAAGCCGUUUGAGCGGUACUCUCGUCUCGUGGACUGGGAGCGGUUCGGCGAGUUCCGGACCAACUUCAAAGACAUGCUGGAUUACGUCAAGCGCGAGCACCCGGGUUGGAGAGACGAGCCUGAUCUCCUGAUUACCAAGAACGAUGCUGCCAUCUUCUUGUUGCAUGUUAUAUCUACCACCCAGGUCCUGAUCGCUGAUGAAGAGGCCUUCGCAACUAACCAGCUCCUGCUGGUUUUCCUGGAUGCGAAGCAGAAUAUCACCAUGCAGGGUCGCAUUGACAUUACAGAAGAGAGAAUCGACCAGCUUGCUGUUGACUGGGGACAAGGCGAGCAGCCGAUUGAGGUCUUCCAGGAAGGAACAGUUGGCGAAGGAUAUCUAGUUGAUGGUGAGCCCGGCAAGCGGCUGUACCAGUGGACAAAGCAGGAUCUGGAUCUGGAGGAUGAUCCAACCUCGGAUGUUCCGAGGGCCGCAGACGGUCUCUCAAGCAUGGAUGUCUAAGUAGAAGGAUUGGCGUGGUUAGCUUUCCUCUCAGUCUUUCCUUGGGUUUCCGUUGGGCCUCUCUGGUCCGUUUCGCUGGGGCUUGUCAUAUACCAAGUACCCAGUCAUGUUGCCUACCUUCUAUACAGUGUUACGCAGUACCUUAGAUCCAUUAUGCUUUAUGAUAUUUCCCGGGCUAGCAUCUAGGCAUUUGGUAUCCCCAGCUUAGAGAACCUGACAAUUGCUGGCCUGGGUGCCUGGUUCUAACCAACGCAUGCCCCAAGAGAGCUCGGUUGUUUCUACACACAGGUUAAUGAACAAGUCCAGCGUAUCAUCUUUCAUCCCCCCACUUUAAUCUCGGGCUAUCCUUCUCAUCUGCCCUGGCGGGAUAUAUGCUCA
This is a messenger RNA of Aspergillus calidoustus, 1569 nucleotides long. Lineage: Eukaryota; Fungi; Ascomycota; Eurotiomycetes; Eurotiales; Aspergillaceae. The record is from the annotation of a GenBank genome assembly.